AUGAUAGCGACUACGGAGGUGGAGGCACGACAUGCCAUUCCAGGAUGUUCGUACAGCAUCCACUCGAGUAGCAUUGAUGAUCUGGAUGCUGGUCGACCAGCUGGGCCUGUGAUCAAGUUUGCAGGAGUUGGUGACCGAGUACUUCAUCAGUGGCACUGCGAUGAUCAAAUGUUUGGAAUACUCAUCAACAAUUGCUAUGUCACUGACGGAUUCGGCAAGCGUGCUGAAGUUAUUGAUUCCAAAGGGUAG
Molecule: messenger RNA, 249 nt
Organism: Gongylonema pulchrum
Lineage: Eukaryota; Metazoa; Nematoda; Chromadorea; Rhabditida; Gongylonematidae
Source: the annotation of a GenBank genome assembly